AAAAAAGCUAGACUUGAUAGACUGCUCCUCCUCCUCGCGCUGCUGAGGCAAAGCGGAGAGGGCAUGCAACAGGACGCGGCCAAGCGCAGGUUGGGGGCGGUGCUUGAGGCUGUCUGGGUGGAGCCACGUUGCGUCGGGCAGCAGGGCUGUUUCUCCACCCACACGGGGCUGUGGGGAGCGGGGUGUCGGGCGCCAGUUGUGCUAAAGGUGCAAGCGGAGUGAGCCGGCUGCAUUAGACCCACGAGGAGCACCAUGUCUCAGUUUCCUCCGCCCUGACCGCGCCUCCGCCUCCUGCACAUCCUGCUCUCGAGGCCACGUGACUGUGUAACAUGCAAGCCAUUGAUCCCAAGGGGAGCUCUCCUGUCUUCCUUCAACCUCAAAAUGGAAGUAGCCAUAAAUCUUCUGGAUAUGUGCCAGGAAGAAUUGUCCCAUUCCGCCCUCCACCCCCUCCAAAGAAUCAAGUUUCAGCCACUCAUGCAACAGUAUCCUCCUCAACAGAUAAGCAGCGCUCUCAAGCAGAAGCAAGCAGAAAGACAAGACACAAAAAUACAUUGAUUUGUUUUGCCAUGUCUAGCUUUUCAUUUUUUAUUGCACUUGGGAUUAUUAUGGGCAUAGCAUCAAAAUAUGCUCCUGAUGAGAACUGUCCAGAUCAGAACCCUCGCCUUAAGAACUGGAAUCCUGGUCAUGACACAGAAAAGAAAAUUUUACUGAAACAGGGAGACUUGUUUCGUCUUAACAUGGAUGCUACAGUACACUCUAUAGUUAUACAGAGCGGAGGAUUACUUGUCUUUGGUGAUGAUGAAAAAGGAUCCAGAAAUAUCACACUGCGAACACGUUUUAUCCUGAUAAAGGAUGGUGGAGCGCUUCAUAUUGGAGCAGAGAAAUGUCGUUAUAAAUCCAAAGCAACUAUCAUUUUGUAUGGCAAAUCUGAUGAGAGUGAUUAUGUGCCAACAUUUGGCAAAAAGUUUGUGGGUGUGGGCCCUGGUGCAACACUGGAAUUUCAUGGAACUCACAAGUUGUCAUGGACUUCCCUGUCAAAGACUCUGCAUUCUUCAGGGCUUGCCUCUGGCUCAUACACAUUUGAAAAGGAGUUUUCCCGAGGCCUGAAUGUGAGAAUUAUCGACCAAGACACUGCACAAGUUUUGGUGGCAGAAAAGUUUGAUACUCAUGAUUAUCAAAAUGACAGCAGAAGACUUCAGGAUUUUCUAAAAAGCCAAGAUGUUGGUCGCAUUGUUGCUAUUGCUGUGGGAGAUUCAGCUGCUAAAAGCCUACUGGAGGAAACCAAAACAACUAUACAGAAUCUUUUAGGAAGUACACUCAUCAAGGGAUUGAGUUAUAGGCAGGCCUGGGCUUUAGUUGGUGUCAUUGGUGAAGGAGAUUCGGCUUGUAAUGAAUCUGUGAGAGACUACGAAAACCACAGCACAGGAGGAAAAGCCCUUGCACAAAGGGAAUUCUUCACAGUGGAUGGUCAGAAGUUUGCUGUGAGAGCAUUCAGUGAAUGGAUUGAAGGUGUUCCAAAGUCGGGUUUCCAAGUUGAAGCAGUAGGUGGAGUGAUAUUGGAUCUGCUAGAAGAUGUCAGUUCCUGGAAACCCAAUGACCAGAUUGUUAUUGCAAGCACUGAUUAUUCUAUGUACCAGGCAGAAGAAUUCACGCUCCUCCCUUGCCCAGAAUGUAACAAAUAUCAAGUCAAAAUUAAAGAGACUCCUCAGUUCCUUCAUAUAGGAAAUAUUAUUGAUGGAGUAGACAUGAGGGCAGAGGUUGGAGUUCUCACCAGGAACAUCUUAAUUAAGGGAGAGACAGAAGAUGCCUGCUACACUGGCCGAGAGUGCAAGUUCUUCAGUUAUGAUACUUUUGGUGGACACGUUAAGAUUGUGAAGAAUUUCACGUCUGUUCAUCUCUCCUAUGUGGAAUUCAAACAAAUGGGUCAACAGCUGCUUGGAGCUUACCCUGUUCACUUUCAUCGCUGUGGAGAUGUGGAUGAGAAAGGAGGGUACAGUUACAAGACUUAUGUAGAAGGCCUCUCAAUUCAUCAUUGUUUUUCUAGAUGUGUAACCAUUCAUGCAACAAAUGGCUUGUUGGUAAAAGACACCAUUGGUUAUGACACACUAGGCCAUUGUUUUUUCCUGGAGGAUGGUAUUGAGCAGAGGAAUACGCUGUUCCAUAAUCUAGGGCUAGUCACCAAACCAGGGACACUUCUUCCUACAGACAGGAAUAUCACAGUGUGCCCAGUCAUGAGGGAUCGAGUAUUUGGAAACUAUGUGCCAGUCCCAGCCACUGACUGCAUGGCUGUUUCAACAUUUUGGAUUGCUCAUCCCAAUAAUCAUCUUAUAAAUAAUGUAGCUGCAGGCUCACAGGAUGCUGGAAUAUGGUAUGUAUUUCAUAAGGUGUCUACAGGAGAAUCAUAUGGAUUAUUUUCUGAAACCAAAGCUGAACUCAGCCCACUUGGAAUUUUCUAUAACAACAAGGUUCAUUCCAACUUUAAGGCUGGAUUAUUCAUUGAUAAAGGUGUCAAAACCACCAAUGCAAGUUCUGAAGAUCCAAGGGAGUAUCUGUGUUUGGACAAUAGUCCAAGAUUUCGACCUCACCAAGAUGCAGAUCCUGAAAAGCCCCGGGUUGCUGCUUUGAUAGAUCGACUAAUUGCUUAUAAAAAUAAUGAUCAUGGGGCUUGGAUCAGAGGAGGAGACAUCAUCAUUCAGAACUCUGGGUUUGCUGAUAAUGGAAUAGGUUUAACCUUUGCCAGUGAUGGAAGCUUCCCAAGUGAUGAAGGCUCCAGCCAGAAAGUUUCAGAAUCCCUAUUUGUUGGUGAAAGCAAGAAUUAUGGCUUUGCAGGUGGCCAAAACAAAUACUGGGGAAUUGGAGGAGCAUACAGUAAAUCUCGCACUCUGCCUAGAAACCGGACUUUUCCAAUCAGAGGAUUUCAGAUUUAUGAUGGACCUAUUCAUCUUAGUAAAUGUACAUUCAAUAAUUUUGUGCCAACUCCAGAUAGAUUCACGAGUGCAAUUGGAUUCCUACUGAAAAACACUUGGCAAGUGGCACCAAAAAACAAUAUUUCCCUUGUGAAAUUUGGUGAAAAUGUUUCUCUGAAAGUAUUUUUUGGUAAACCGGGGUUGGGUCCUUGGUUUGAGGAGUGUGAUCUUGAUGGUGACAAGAACUCGAUAUUCCAUGAUGUAGAUGGAUCUGUGACUGAAUACAAGGACACCUAUGUUGGCAGAAUGGAUAACUACUUGAUAAGACAUCCAGACUGUAUCAAUAUUACCAGAUGGAAUGGUGUGGUCUGCAGUGGGACCUAUGCUCAGGUGUAUAUCCAGGCAUGGAAUCCACAGAAUUUGAACAUUACUAUGGUGCGGGAUGAAUAUCCUUCCCAGCCUAUGAUUCUACGGGGUAUUAAUCAGAGAGCUGCUUUCCAGCAAUACCAGCCAGUUGUGAUGCUCGGAAAAGGCUAUACAAUACAUUGGAAUGGACAAGCCCCACAAACAACAUACCUUUACCUCAUUAACUUCAACAAAAAUGACUGGAUUCAGGUGGGCCUCUGUUACCCACCCGACACCUCUUUUCAAGUAACCUUUGAUGUAUUCCAAAGACAAGCAUCUGCUUACACUAGUGUGGAAGACUAUGUCUCUGUAUCUUCACUGGCAGAAUUGCAGAAGAGGCAAACAGAGAGGAUGUUUUAUUUUGAUGACAGCACUGGGCUGCUGUUUCUGUUUCUUCAAGCCAAAUAUCACAGGGAUGGCCACAGUUAUUGUUCAUCUCAGGGGUGUGAAAGAAUCAAGAUUCAGGCCAACUUUAAGACAAAGCCCAUCAGUAACUGCCUGAAGAAAGCCUAUCCAAAAUACUCCCAGAAGCCAACUGUUGUGAUGAGAAUGCCCACAAAAAAUAAAGGCUUCUGUAAAGAAUGUGGUGCAACUAAGAUGCCAUUUACCAGUGAUCCUCAUAAAACCUACUUCCUUGUGCAAAUUCAUUCUCCAAGUACAGAAGAAUUGCUAAGGAAUGAAGAAGCUUCUAUUGUGGUCAAUGGUAUUAAGUUUCCAUUCAGAGGUGUGGGCGUACUCACCGUAGUCAUUGAUGCCUGUUAUUACUCUGCUAGCAGAGAAACAAAAGCAAAAGAGAAAUUUUUUCCUGAAGUGAACAUCAAGCAGCUAGAAGAAUAUGUAAGAACUGUAAUUCCCCAAAGGUCAAUAGUUAUAUUAAGCAGCAGAGGGAAUAUAAAAAAUCUUAACAUUUCUCAAGCUUUAAUGACCCUUGGAGCAGCAAAACCAGCAUCUCUUCAGAAGAUGGGGAGCACAAGCUUUCUGGGGUUCAAAGGAAACUUUAAACCAUCUUGGAUAAAGCUCUUUACCAGUCCUGCAGGGCAGGGCCUAGGCCAGAUUGAAAAGUAUAUCCCUCUCCAACAGGAGGAGUAUGGUUGUACUGGAGUGAACUCCAUCCAACGGAAAGAUUUGGAACUUUUAAAAAAGGCUAUUAAAAGCAAUAGAAAUUAUGGUGCAUAUGAGCACUGAAGACAAUGUGAACUAACUUAUUUAUUUUAUGGGAUUUUAAAAUGUACUAUUAUUCCAAGUACAUCACUUUGCUGUGUUGAUAUGGACAUAUGCCUACAUUGAAUGCUUGAAUGCCAAUUUGCGCACCUUUGGAUUGUACAAAAUAUUAAAGAAUUAAAGUAUUUGUUAAAAAACACAUGUUUGGCAGAAUAGAAAUGUCUGAUGUUUGUACAUACAAUAAAAAGUAAUUUUAUAUGUUUGUGUUCUCAAGCAGAGCAGAUGCUGGAAAUAGCCACCAUCUUGCAAGAUUUUAUGAAGAAAAUAUAGGAUUACUAGAAUCCCCAAAGGAUGUGUCAGAUUUGCCAAAUCUCCCUGGCAGCAGCUGCACAUGGAACCUGCAUAAACUCAGACUCUUGUCAUCAGAAACACCCAGUUCCACCAAGAGUCUAGCAUGAUUCUCCACUGAUGCAAGUGCUAUUACAGUUGGUGCAGGCUCUUAUUCACAAUGACAACGAAACCUUAUUCCCUCAGAUAUUUAGUGGAAACCUGACAUACCUCCUGGCUUGCUGUAAGGCUGAGAUCAAAACCAGGACAUUGUCCUAAAAAAACUGCCACCCUAUGAAUCCUUGUGUACAUACCCUAGUGGCAGAGGGCAGGCCCAUGGGCAGAGCUUCAUCCUGGAAAUAGCUCUGAUCACAAGAAACCCAUGAGGGGGUCUGCAAUCAAUCUGUGUAAGCUAAGCAGCCUAUCUACUGGAUUGCUGCUAUGAUGGAUCAAAGUAUCUUAAUGCAGAACUGACUUUUCAUAAUAAAUCUGUUAAACCCUUUA
Molecule: messenger RNA, 5303 nt
Organism: Hemicordylus capensis (graceful crag lizard)
Lineage: Eukaryota; Metazoa; Chordata; Lepidosauria; Squamata; Cordylidae
Gene: CEMIP2
Product: cell migration inducing hyaluronidase 2
Exons: 24
Coding region: 330-4496 (1388 amino acids)
Source: RefSeq, a predicted model, not a curated record